Fusarium odoratissimum NRRL 54006 is the source of this 1292-nucleotide messenger RNA. Its product is annotated as pre-mRNA-splicing factor CWC21. The transcript is spliced from 2 exons. NCBI's taxonomy places the organism in Eukaryota, Fungi, Ascomycota, Sordariomycetes, Hypocreales, Nectriaceae. The record is from RefSeq and is a predicted model, not a curated record. The coding region runs from base 147 to 671 and encodes 174 amino acids.
GAGAAGGGUCCUACAUCACCAAUAUCCACCUUGCCUGUUGCUGUCGCAUCGAUCACAGAUCUCGAUUGUCCAUAACAUUAUCUGCGCGCCAGCUUAUACCAAUAGUCCUUUCAACACUCAAAACACAACACUCUGCCUACUCUAUAAUGUCUGAUAACGUUGGUCUCAACACUCCCCGUGGCAGUGGCACCUCGGGCUACGUCCAACGCAACCUUGCUCAGAUCAAGCCUCGCGACUACGGCGCUCCUUAUCCCAAAGACCUCGAUAGCUUGCGACACAAGCAACGGCAGCCAGAUAAGGGGAUCCUGGAGCAUGACCGCAAGCGCGAGGUCGAAGUUAAGGUCUUUGACUUGAGGGACAAGCUUGAAGAAGAAGAGGUCGACGAGGACGAGAUCGAUAGGCGAUGCGACGAGCUCCGACAAAAACUCUUCGCCGAGAUGAAUUCUGGGAGGAGAGGCGGCCAAAGAAAGACAUUCAAGCAACACCAGGUUCACGAGAUGGCUGAUGCCAAGAUUAAGGAGAGCGAACGACUACGGAAAGCAUUGAAGAUCAGCGCAGACUAUGAAGAGGGAGGUCAUUGGAAGCGCCAAGAGAGGCUGCGCAAUGCUUUGGAGAAAGAAGAAGAAGAAAAGGAUGGAGGUGACGAUAGGAAAAGUGAACCAAGAGACUAGGUCGACCACCAAACUCAAAAGAACAUCAACCACUAUGUUAUCGGAACUUGUGUUUUGAGGGGGAACGCAGAGCUUUCGGUAUUUGGGCAAUUGUCAAGCAUCUGGCGGCCUCUCAUGCUUCGCCUGAAUCGGCCAUUCCUCUCGAAGUUCUCCAUCCGUUGAGAACAUCAACAGAGCGGAUAACUAUAGCAUCGGUUCCUGGAUAGUUUUACUGUCGUGUUCCUGUUCAUUUUAAAGCGGCGCAUGGCGUUUAGGUAUUGGGACUGAUCGAACCAAUUUACAUUGUAUAGGGUAGGAUAUUUAACACUGAACACGGGGGUUUGUUCCUUCAAACAACGAGUCAUAAAUUAUUAUUGUUGGGUUCUGUAUUCCAUUGUGUACCUAUUGCAGUGGUUCUGGAGUUUCUUAUUAUGGUCACUUCGCUUUGUCUUGGCCAUGACUCUGCGAAUGAUAAUGGGUACACGAAUAUAAGCUGGUUGAUCUACUCACUUAGGUACUUACCUAGUAGUACAGUCCUUGAUCCGACACAGGUCAAAUGAUGUUCAAAGUCCUCAAACCUAUUAAGUUACGAAAUGUAUAUGAACCCAAUUAUAUCUUUGUAUAGCUUUUAUAUAGAGACUG